GUUUGUACAAUGGACUGCUGUGCAAGUCAGCAAACUGCCAGCAUUUACAGACUAGCAGACAAGUCGUUCAAAGUUACAUUCAACGUGGAUUCUCGGUAAAGCGUUGCAGAGUUACACAACGGAAAACAAAAAAACAAACGGAAUGGAGCCAUCGAAAAAGCCGUACGAAGGACUGAAGUGCGAAAAUUGUUGCUACUGGUUUAGUAAAAUGUAUCUAUUUAAACAACACUACCGUAGAUGCCACAGCGAUCUUGGGGAGCUGAUCGAUCUACCGCCAUUGCCGUGCCUGGAAGAAACGGUAGCAUACAACAACCUGGAAGAUGAGCUAUGGUUCGCGACACUGCACAUUACCCCAGAGCAGUCGAUACUGAUGCGCAUAUUCGAAGCCGAGUCCCAUGCCACAAUGCGCAUUGCAAACAAGGACGAUAUACGGGAGCAAAUGCGCCGGGUAUCCAUAAAGCAGGCGGAGGAAAAGCUGCCGACCCUCCCGGUGCUGUACGACAUUUACACCGAAAUCAGUGCGGGAGGUACGCAAAGCUUUUAUGCGGUGCCCAAGCUCAAAGCGCAGCCGGAAUUCCCUUGUGACACACGUCCGACAGCAUGCGCUGAGUGCGCCGAAAACUGGAACCCAGAACUGCCUGGUUCGCUCGAGUAUCUGUUUGAUGAGAUUGUACUAUUUAACCACGGUCUGUCCAAUCCCAUGACCGACUGUUUGGAAGCAAUUGUAGAAGACCUGUAACGGUUUGUAAGCUUACCGAUUUCUUAAUAACCGCUCAAGACGGGUUCGGUUCGGAGUUGGCUUCUCUAGUCGUAACUGCAUUACCAUCAUUUCUGAAGUUUGUAUUUUUUUUGACUCCAUAUUCCGCCUAAAAGCAACAUUUUGUUCAUCCCGCAUCACUCAAAAACGUACAUCUGUUUACAGAUAAAUCUAUUCCCAUCCUUUAUAAUGUGCUGUGUAGGAGUGCGUUUGUCGAAAUAGCAAAGAUCAACACGGCGUGGUGCCAAUGCCUCUAGGAAUUGAAACCACACAGCAUAAUCGACACUCCUUCCCUGCAUUGUCGCUUUGGGAGGAUGGGUGAAAAACAUCAUUUUUGUCCAAUGCGCCCAUACAUUUCCUAUGCUUUUUAUGUAGCUUACUCUGCUUUA
Messenger RNA from Anopheles stephensi (Asian malaria mosquito), 1146 nucleotides. RefSeq lists its product as uncharacterized. The coding region runs from base 143 to 739 and encodes 198 amino acids. Lineage: Eukaryota; Metazoa; Arthropoda; Insecta; Diptera; Culicidae. The record is from RefSeq and is a predicted model, not a curated record. The transcript has 2 exons.